UGUUCGACGGUAUGUUGAACGAAGCUACAAUUGCAGAAGCCCUGCACACCUUAGGGCGUUCCGCCUCCGGCAUGGAGCGUGUCUACCUUCACCUGUCACUUUCGGACCGUCUUUUGAGUGACGUCCACGUACUUUCCAGAUACAUUCAUCUCGAAAAGCUCGAUCUUUCCUACAAUAAAAUCAGUGAUCUCUCUUUCAUCAGUUACAUGCCUUACCUGUUGGAAUUGGAUGUCUCCCAUAAUGCCCUAACCACCUAUUUUGACUUCAGGCCACCCAAGAACCUCCAG
Molecule: messenger RNA, 287 nt
Organism: Notechis scutatus (mainland tiger snake)
Lineage: Eukaryota; Metazoa; Chordata; Lepidosauria; Squamata; Elapidae
Source: RefSeq, a predicted model, not a curated record